Molecule: messenger RNA, 2093 nt
Organism: Chelmon rostratus (copperband butterflyfish)
Lineage: Eukaryota; Metazoa; Chordata; Actinopteri; Chaetodontiformes; Chaetodontidae
Gene: spon2b
Product: spondin 2b, extracellular matrix protein
Exons: 6
Coding region: 153-1169 (338 amino acids)
Biological process (GO): cell adhesion
Cellular component (GO): extracellular matrix
Source: RefSeq, a predicted model, not a curated record
GACAGCCACCAUCCAUUGCUCUCCUCUCCCCAUCUCCUCACCACCAGACCUCCUCUCCACUCAUCUGCUGCAACCUCAGUUCAUCCGGAACCCUGAGCAAAGUCAAUCCUCCCUCAGGUCCUUCACCCUCCCCCAAAUUAGCCCUCAUUAUCAUGGACACCACAAGAAACGUCGCCUCCAUCUCUGAGGCACUCUACCACCUGCUCGUCAUGAUGUUGACACUAGGCCAAGGCGUUCACUCAAUGCCUGUUCCUACUGAUGUCCCAAUGUGCACGGCCGCGGAAACUGCCCAGUACAGGCUAACGUUUACUGGCAAGUGGUCCCAGGCAGCCUUCCCUAAACAGUAUCCUGUCUACCGUCCCCCUGCACAGUGGUCAAACAUUAUCGGAGUGACUCACAGCUCCGACUAUCACAUCUGGCGGCGUAAUGAGUUUGCCAGCAACGGAGUGAGAGAGUUUACGGAGAAAGGUGAGGCCUGGACACUCAUGAAGGAAGUCGAGGAGGCCGGCGAACGCAUCCAGAGCGUUUAUGGUAUCCUCUCCGCUCCCGCUGUUGUGGGAGGCACAGGCCAGAUGAACACUGAGUUUGAGGUCUUCGCCAGGCACUCCUAUCUGUCAUUUAUCGUGCGAAUCGUUCCGAGCCCGGACUGGUUUGUGGGUGUGGACAGUGUUGACCUCUGCGAUGGCGACCAAUGGAAAGAGAAUGUGUCGCUGGAGCUUUUCCCAUAUGAUGCAGGAACUGACAGCGGGUUCACUUUCUCUUCUCCCAACUUCGAGACCAUCCCACAGGACAAAAUCACACAGAUCACCUCUUCCUUCCCUAACCACCCCGCCAACUCCUUUUUCUACCCCCGCCUGAAGCACCUCCCACCCAUUGCCAAGGUAAUGCUGACCAAGAUAAAGAAGACCAAUCAGAUCAUCAGCCUGCCUGUGGAGCCCACCCAGUCCAACCAACUGCCAACAGGAAACGAGAUAGAAGACAAGCUCAUAAAUACGCCCCUGGACUGCGAGGUGUCAGUGUGGUCUCCUUGGGGCUUGUGCAAAGGCAAGUGUGGAGACUCAGGCGUGCAGCACCGCACACGCUACAUCCUAAUGCACCCAGCCAACAACGGGGCAGCCUGCCCCCUGCUGGAGGAAGAGAGGAAGUGCUUCCCGGACAACUGUUUAUGACUAAGCCAGGAGAGGAGGGAGAAGAAGGAGAGGAAGGAGAGGAGAGAGAAGAAAGAGAGGAAAGCCAGGAAAGGGAGGAAAGGACGAAGACGGAGAAACAACAGCAAAAGGUCUGCAGUGAAUUCACGUGAGGCAUAAAUAUGAAAAGCUGGACUCCCUUCCUUCCUCCCUGAUCAUGCUCUCUUUAUGUGGAAAUUAAUAAUGUACUGAUUGAUUGACUGACUGUUAAAUCGGGAGAGUCACACUGCAAGUCUUAUCCUCAAGUCAUAUUGAUAGGUCUGACAGCACUACAGAGGUGUAGUUUGGCAGGAGAGCUAUUAGACACCAGUUCAGUUUUGGCAGAUUAUCAACCUUGUCUGGGGAUAGAACAUCGCUGUUUUAAACACAGCCAUUUACUGAAAACAUAUCUUCACAUUGUAAUUGGUUUUGCUUUGACAUUUCUAAAGAUCACAGACAUUUAUUUGUUCAGAGUGGAUUAUAAAUCCCAGCAGCUUUCAUCUAGCCGAUCUGGAAAGAAAUCCAUAUAGAUGAAUCUUAAGAUCUGAAAUCCCUGUGUCUAAGAAGUACUUAACAGAGAAUCCAAAUAAUAUCAGCUUUGGCACAGGGGAAAACAAGAUGCCUCAAUAGUUCCAUAGUUCCAUUAGCAGAAGUAGUACUUACAGAAAAGUGAGUCAGACACAGAACUUAAUGUCUUCUAAACUAUGCCACAUUCAAAACAUAAUGUUUACAGAGACAUUGUAGUUGUUUUCCUCAAGACAAAGAAUAUAUUUAUUGACAGGAUUUUAACCUGUAGUGUACAGUAUAUCGAAUCUGAAAGUAAGAAUUUGUAUUCCUUUAUGGUAUUGAGAUAUUAUGUCAAUACAGAAAAUGGGUUUUUUUUUGUAAAAAAUACAAAAAAUGUACAAAAAAUGUAUGUUGUCUGUA